Molecule: messenger RNA, 15346 nt
Organism: Colias croceus (clouded yellow)
Lineage: Eukaryota; Metazoa; Arthropoda; Insecta; Lepidoptera; Pieridae
Gene: mgl
Product: low-density lipoprotein receptor-related protein 2
Exons: 27
Coding region: 123-13946 (4607 amino acids)
Molecular function (GO): protein binding; calcium ion binding
Source: RefSeq, a predicted model, not a curated record
GCCCGAGCGAGAUAGACGUGUAGCAAGCGGGCGAUCGUGUCACACGUCAUCACUUUCCAAACUUGAAAACUUGCCGCAAGUGUGUUGUGUGUGCUGUGUUGAUGUGAUUAGUGUGUGUGAGCAUGAGGGGCGCCUGGGUGGCGUGCUGGCUGCUGGCAGCGCUGGCGGCCGUAGAGGCAGACAUGAGACAUUUAGCAGGCGACACAAUAUGCCCAAACGGAAUGUUCCGAUGUUCAGACGGCAAGUGCAUCCCCGCGCUUUGGGUGUGCAACUACCAACAGGACUGCGAGAGGGGGGAGGACGAGCUGCAGUCUUGCCAGCCCCCGGAGUGCGAAGCGGGUCAGCUGACGUGUGGACAGUACGUGUGGAACAAGACAUACUGCAUCCCGCCGCACUACCGCUGUGACAUGUACGUUGACUGCGUUGACGGCACCGACGAGGCGGAUUGCACAUACCGCAAGUGUCAAAUUGAUGACUUUCAAUGCGGGGUGGAGAAUGCCGGCUACAGUAAAAUAUCCACGACACAGGGACCUUGCAUACCAAAAGAGAAGAAAUGCGACGGCUAUGUAGACUGCAGAACGGGUAAAGACGAACAGGAUUGUCCGGGCAGCCCACUCAGCUGCCGGCUCGACCAAUUUCGAUGUGCCUCUGGUGAUAAAUGCGUGGAUUCGAGCGCCAAGUGUGACCAUAAGGAUGAUUGUGGGGAUAACUCAGAUGAAGCACAGUGUAAUUUCCCCCCCUGCCACAUAGGGCAGUUCCGCUGCAGCAACGAGCUGUGCAUCCCGGUGACGUACCACUGCGACGGUUACAAGGACUGCGCGGACGGCUCGGACGAGGCCAACUGCACGGCCAUCACGUGCCCCGACAACAAGUACCUGUGCCCCAGGGGCGGGCCCGGGGGCACGCACAAGUGCAUCGCCCGGUCGCAGCUGUGCAACGGACACAAGGAUUGUGACGAUAACGCUGAUGAAGAGGCCGCUUGUUCGACGGCGUCGUGCCCCGCGCUGGAGUGCGAGCAGCUGUGCGUGGCGUCCCCGCUGGGCGGCGCGUGCGCGUGCGGCGCGGGGCUGGCGCUGGCGGCCGACAACCGCGCCUGCCGCGACCGCGACGAGUGCGCCGAGUGGGGCCCGUGCCACCAGCUCUGCGUCAACACGCCCGGCUCCUACAAAUGCGCAUGUGCCCCGGGCUACACGCUGACGGGCAACAGCAGCUGCAAGGCGAACGCGGAGCCGCCCACGCUGGUGCUGGCGCACGACAAGGGGCUGCUGAAGCUCGAUCUGGACAAGCGCUUGCCCACGAUACUGGCCAAUGCCUCGUCUGCUGCCGGACUCGACUACCAUUAUAGAAGGAAUAUGCUGUUCUGGUCAGAUCUUAAAACUAGAAAGAUCCACGCGCAGCACCUGAGCCCGGGCAGCAGCGCGCACAGCACGAGCGACAUCUCGGUGCUGGGCUCGUGGGCGCCGGUCGCGCUGGCGGUGGACUGGGUCGGCGACAAGCUGUACGUGGCGGACGCGCUGGGGCAGAAGGUGGACGUGUUCGAGCUGGACGGGCGCGGCCACGCCGUCGUGCUCGGCUCCAACCUCACCAGCCCCGCCGACAUCGCGCUCGACCCCACGCUCGGCCUCAUGUUCGUCGCGGACAGCAGUCAGAUCAUUCGCGCAAACAUGGAUGGAACCCACUCCAGGUCGAUAGUAUCGGAAGCGACAUAUAAGGCGUCCGGUAUUGCUGUGGAUACGAUAGCAAGGCGGAUAUUCUGGUGCGACUCUCUCCUGGACUACAUCGAAACAGUCGACUAUGAUGGAAAUUACAGGUUCUUAGUGCUGCGAGGCCAGCAAGUCCCCAGCCCGUCGAGGCUGGCUCUGUUCGAAGAUAAAGUUUUCUGGUCCGAUAGCACUAAGCAAGGAAUCAGUUCUGUCAACAAAUAUCUCGGCUCGUCCAGCAUAGAAGCUAUUUAUAAAAUUAAAGACAUAAGGGAGCCGAAAGCGUUGACCGUAAUACACUCUUUAAAACAAACGUCCGUAAAUAAUCCCUGUGGGAAUAAUAACGGCGGCUGCUCACAGAUGUGCAUCGUGACGGCGCUGCCCAACGGAGGGCUCGGCUACCGCUGCGCCUGCAACAUUGGAUAUAGGUUAGAGACUGACUUAAGAAACUGUGAUUUAGUUAAGGAAUUCCUCAUGUAUUCACAACAGAGAUUUAUUAAAGGCAAAGUUUUGAACCCCGUUAUAGAGGGCUUCAACGACGCCAUCUUGCCCGUUGUUUCGAGGCGUGCUCGAUUUGUCGGAUUAGAUUUCGAUUCGCGGGACGAGUACAUUUAUUAUUCAGACGUCCUGCAAGAUGUAAUUUACAGAGUACACAGAAACGGAACGACAAGGGAAAUCGUCCUGGCGUCACAAAAUGAAGGAGUGGAAGGAUUAGCUGUAGAUUGGGCGUCCAAAAACUUGUAUUAUAUAGAUUCUAGGAAGGGUACAUUAAAUGUUCUCUCGACGAGAAACGUUUCAUACAAGAGAACUCUAUUAAAAGACUUAAAGAGACCGCGUGCUAUAGUCGUCCAUCCGAACAAAGGCUACAUAUUCUUCUCUGAAUGGGACCGACCAGCUAACAUUAGCAGAGCGAACACGGACGGUAGUGGCUUAUUGGUGUUCGAAAAUGUUACUCUAGGUUGGCCAAACGGCUUAUCGAUAGAUUUCGACGCAGACCGAGUUUACUGGUGCGAUGCUCUAUUAGACCACGUGCAACACGCCAGACUAGAUGGAACAGACGUACAAACUGUUAAUUCCAGAUUGAUCAGACAUCCUUUCUCGAUAGUGAUCUACAAGGACUUCAUGUAUAUAACCGAUUGGAGAUUAGAUGCUAUUGUACGCUUACACAAACUGACCGGUGAACAAGAAGACAUCAUGGUUAGGGAACCGCAAACGAACAGGCUAUACGGUGUUAAAGUAUAUAGCGAAGAAGUUCAAAGAAUAGAUCCUAACCAACCGUGUUCCGUCAACAACGGAAACUGUCAGAAGUUCUGCUUCGCCAUACCACGAAAUACCACAGAAUUGCUCACUGUUAAGUGUGGAUGUCCAUACGGUGAAAAACUGGCUAAAGAUGGCACGAGUUGUGUGCCAGACCCAACAUUCGAGCCGCCGCUACAGGCCUGCCCCAACACCUGGGACUUCACCUGCAACAACCAGCGCUGCAUUCCGAAGAGCUGGGUGUGUGAUGGUGAUGACGACUGCUUGGAUAACAGUGACGAAGAACAAAAUUGUACAAAAACAACAUGCAACGCAUCAGAAUUCAUGUGCAAAUCGGGUCGCUGCAUCCCCGCGACAUUCAAGUGCGACUCGGAGAACGACUGCGGCGACUUCUCCGACGAGACCGGCUGCGUCAACGUCACCUGCAGCUCCUCGCAGUUCCAGUGCGAUAACGGCCGCUGUGUGCCCAACACUUGGAAGUGUGACUCGGAGAAUGAUUGUGGAGAUGGCUCGGAUGAAGGGUCGCAUUGUGCGGAGAAGACCUGCGCUUACUUCCAGUUCACGUGUCCGCGCACGGGGCACUGCAUCCCCGCGUCGUGGGUGUGCGACGGCGACGACGACUGCUUCGACAAGCAGGACGAGGCCGACUGCCCGCCCGUGUCCUGCCUCGCCAGCCAGUUCAAGUGCGCUGACCUCAAGCAGUGCGUGCAGGAAGCAUACAAGUGCGACGGCAUCCCGGACUGCAACGACGGGUCGGACGAGGCGGGCUGCCCGUCGCUGGCGCCGCACCAGUGCGCGCCCGACAAGCAGUUCCAGUGCACCACCUCCGGCAUCUGCAUACCGCACACCUGGUACUGCGACGGCACGCCGGACUGCGAGGACCUGUCGGACGAGCCGGCCGCGUGCGGUGCGGCGGCGUGCCCCGCGGGACACUUCCGCUGCGCCAACGGGCGCUGCGUGUUCCGCGCGUACGUGUGCGACGGGAGGGACGACUGCGGGGACGGCUCGGACGAGGGCAUGGAGCAUGCGUGCAAGGCGCCCGCGUUCAGAUGUCCAGCGAACCAAUGGCAAUGUCCCGGUGUCACAAAUCGUUGCGUCAAUAUCACACAAGUUUGUGACGCGAAUUUAGAUUGUCCUAAUGGUGCUGAUGAAGGUGAGGGUUGCGAUUUUGCUGAAUGUGAGCAUCGUUCUGGAUUAUGUUCCAACGAAUGUAAACAAACUCCAACCGGCCCACUGUGUCUCUGUCCCAGUGGAGAAGAGCUUGAAAGUGAUGGUUUCACCUGCAAGGACAUCGACGAAUGCAACCCGCCCGGCUUGUGCUCACAAAUCUGCACAAACACUAAACGAUCUUACUUCUGCAGUUGUGUGGAUGGAUACCAACUCGCUGCCGACAAACAUUCCUGCAAAGCCAACAACCAUUCUAGCGCUUUCUUGAUCAUAUCUAAUAGACAUUCCAUCUUAGUUGCCGAUCUCAAUGAGCAAGGCUUAGAACGAGUACCGAUUAAUGUAGAAAAUGUAGUCGCAACCGCGUCUAACAUGCAUACGGGCACGAUAUUCUGGUCCGAUAUGAAGCUCAAGAUUAUUUCCCGACUCGACAGAGGUAGUGAGCCGCAAAUUCUCGUAUCGACUGGCCUUGAUUUAGUUGAAGGAUUAGCUUACGAUUGGGUCGGAGGAAAUAUUUAUUGGCUGGACAGCAAACUGAACACGAUUGAAGUAUCCAAAGAGGAUGGUACUUUCAGAACAGCGCUGGUCAGCGGCAACAUCACGCAGCCGAGAGGCAUGUGCUUAGACCCAGCUCCCAACGCGAGAUGGCUGUUCUGGACCGAUUGGGGAGAAAAUCCUCGUAUCGAAAGAGUUGGUAUGGACGGUACACAACGUAUGGCGAUCAUUACCACAAAAAUUUACUGGCCGAACGGUUUAACACUCGAUACGGCGACACAGAGAGUAUAUUUCGCGGAUUCUAAACUAGAUUUUAUUGAUUUCUGUUACUAUAACGGUUCCGGAAGACAGCAAGUGUUAGCGGGAAGUCAUUACCUUCUUCACCCGCAUUCGCUCACGUUGUUUGAAGACACGUUGUACUGGACUGAUCGUCAGUUGAACCGAGUUUUAUCUGCGCACAAGUUCAGAGGCACGAACCAAACGGUAGUAUCGCACCUGAUAUCGCAGCCGCUGUCCAUCCACGUGCACCACCCGUCCCUCCAGCCGCCCUACGUGUCUCCGUGCAAACCGGAUACGUGUCAACAUCUUUGCCUUUUGAGUCCGAACAAAACGACAGGAUACACUUGUAUGUGUAAGCCAGGAUUUAAAUUAUUACCGGACGGAAAAUGUAUCGAAGAGGAAUCUCCGUAUCUAAUGGUUCUCAAGGGAUCACAAAUAAUAGAUUUGUCGCCCGAUGGAUCUGGCAGAGCUGGACAAUUACCUCCAGUGGUUGGAAUUCAAGGAGGAGUUCAAUUGGAUUACGAUCGACAAGGACAUAUGUUAUACUGGCUUCAAUCAAUAUCUGGUGACAGUGAAGAUGACGAGAACUGUACCGUUUACAGCAUGCCUUAUGGAGGAGGAAAUAAGGUCGAAUUCCUGGGUCAGGACAAUGGAAUAGUUGGAGCGCCGUCAGCUAUAGCCUUUGAUUGGCUCGGACGAAAUCUAUACAUGUCAAAUAGAGUCGCUAGUAACAUCGAACUUAUACGAGUAGAUGGUAAAGUAAAAUACAGAUCUAUUGUAUUCGCUAAUGACGGAAGUAGAAACUCAAUUGCUAAACCAAGAGGAAUAUGCCUUGAUCCUACUGAAGGAAAAAUAUACUGGGCUGAUGAAGGUGGCUAUGGUGUACCAGCAAAGAUCGGAAAAGUAAACAUGGACGGUACAUAUCCAGUCAUAUUAGUUGAUUCUAUAGAAAGACCUGAAGCCGUUACUGUGGAUAUUGAAAAGAAAAUAAUUUACUUCAGCACCCAAUAUCCUGCUAGCAUUGUCAGUGUGAACACAGAAGGAAAUGACAGAAAAACAAUCCUGACAGAAGCUAAUGCUAUAUCGUAUCCCAAAGUUAUUUCAGUUCUCGAUUCACGAUUGUACGUAUUGGAUCAACGCCACGAAAAGAUUUUCAAAGCUGAUCUUCCAAACGGCGAUAAUAUCAAGGUCAUACUCGAUAAUGAAAGUGAUCUCAAAUCUAUGACGAUAUUCCAAAAAAGAAAAAUGAUGCAUCAUCCAUGUUCGCAAAACAAUGGCGGAUGUGAACAAAUAUGUAUUCCGAGUGAAGGUGGUUCCAGAGUAUGUGCAUGCUCAGUCGGCUAUAGGAAGGAGAAUGAAAUAAACUGCGUUCCUUAUAAGACAUUUGCAGUUGUUUCUCAACUGGAUCUAAUUCGUGGCUACAGUCUAGAAGGAAGCGCAGAAGCAAUGGUCCCAGUUACUGGCGUUGGUCACCAUAUCUUGCACGUUGAUGUUCACUUCGCAGAUAACUACAUUUACUGGGUGGAAUUCAACCGUGGACAGUGGAACGGUAUUUUCCGUGUCAGACCUAACGGCACAGAGCUGCAACACAUUGUAAAGGACGGUAUUGGUAGUAAUGGAAUCAGAGGCUUAGCCGUUGACUGGGUUGCUGGCAAUUUAUAUUUCACUAAUGUCUUCCCACAUGAAAAUUACGUAGAAAUGUCUUGGCUCGAUGGAUCGAAUAGAAAAGUUAUUGUUAAGACCACUAUGGAUGCUCCACGAGAACUAGCAGUUAAUCCUAUAAAGAGAUUAUUAUAUUGGAUUGACUAUGGUCAAUAUCCAAGAAUUGGAAAGGCUUAUCUCGACGGAAGCAACUGGCAAACGCUUGUCACAUCUGGAAUAUCAAAUCCUAGAGAUUUAACGAUAGAUAUGCUCACUCAUGACGUUUAUUGGGUAGAUUCUAAGCUCGACCAAAUACAGAAAAUUUCAUACAGCGGUGGAAACAGACAACUAAUACGAUCAAACCUUCCUAAUCCAAUGGGUAUUGCAAUACACACAGGAAAUGUUUACUGGGUGGAUAGAAACUUGCAAACAAUUUACAAGGCCUCCAAGUUACCCGGUAACAUGUCGAUGCCAGAAAAAUUACGAACGAACCUUCCAAAAUUGAGAGACAUUGUUAUUUUCGAUAUAAACAAUCAACCCACAGAUGAAAACAAUCCUUGCAGAAAACUUGGAAACGGUGGUUGUGAUCAGCUUUGUUUCAGUUAUCCACCUGAUGCGAACAAAGGCUAUACACACAGAUGUGAUUGUGCCACUGGUCAAAUAUCUGCUAAUAAUCCUAAAAAGUGUGAUGUUGUCGACGAAUACUUAGUGUUCACUACAAGGACUGAAAUUCGCGCUAUCAACUUAGACCCUAAAUCGACUGGUGUACCUUUCAAACCCAUUGGAAACUUGACUAACGUCGUUGGAGUAGAAUUCGAUUAUGCAGAUAAUAAAUUAUUCUUCACACAAAUAAGACCAUGGGCAAGAAUCGCUUGGAUGUCUGCGAACAACCCAGAUAUAUCCGGAAUACAAAACAUUAUCAACAAAAAUAUAAAUCCCGAAGGUAUCUCAUACGAUUGGACGCAAAAGAAAAUCUAUUGGACUGAUAGUUCAAAUAAUUCUAUUUACGCUAUGAAUUUAGAUGGCACCGAAUUAGUAAUGAUUGCAAGAGUCGAACGUCCAAGAGCCAUUGUUGUGGAUCCAUGCAAUGGAACAUUGUAUUAUACUGAUUGGGGACGAUUUGGCACAUCAGGAAAAAUUUAUAGAACAACUAUGGCUGGUUCAUUAAAGAAAGCUAUUAUCGACAAAGAUUUAUCGCAACCCAGCGGUCUAACAAUAGAUUUCGAAGAAGACAUGCUUUAUUGGACAGAUGCUGUACGUGAAAAGAUUGAACGCUCGAAACUGGAUGGCUCGGAUAGAGAAGUUUUAAUUUCCGCUACAAUUUAUCCAUUCGCAAUAACAGUCUUUAGAAAUUAUAUUUAUUGGACUGAUUUACAAUUGCGUGGUGUAUACCGAGCGGAAAAACACACUGGUGCUAAUAUGAUCGAAAUGGUCAAACGUUUAGAGGAUUCUCCACGUGACAUCCACAUUUACAGUACUAGCCGACAAAAAUGUCAAACGAACCCUUGUAAAAUUAAUAACGGUGGCUGUGCUCAUAGUUGUCAUCCUGCGCCAAACAAUUCAGUAGAAUGUAAAUGUGAUGACAAUACAAAGCUUGUGAAUGAAGGCCGUAUGUGUGUCUCAAAAAACAUCACCUGUGAUCCUAGCAAGUUCUUCUGCGCUAAUGGCAAAUGUAUCAGCAGAAUGUGGUCUUGUGAUGGAGAUGAUGACUGUGGAGAUAAUUCAGAUGAAGACAUUAAUUACUGUGCUUACCAUUCUUGCUCGCCGAAUGAGUUCCGAUGCAACAACGGUCGCUGCAUUUUUAAAUCAUGGAAAUGUGACCAUGAGAACGAUUGCAAGGACGGUUCAGAUGAAGAAGGCUGUGUUUACCCACCUUGCGCACCCGGAGAAUUUACUUGUCUUAACUCUCGCUGUAUUCCAAUGUCUCAAGUCUGCAACGGCAUUAAUGAUUGUAAAGACAAUAUUACUUCUGAUGAAACACACGAGAGAUGCCCAAGGAAUACAACCUGUCCAGCAAAUCAUUUGAAAUGUGAAAAAACUAACAUCUGUGUUGAACCUUACUGGCUGUGCGAUGGUGAUAAUGAUUGUGGUGACAAUUCUGAUGAGGAUCCGCUACAUUGCGCACAAAGAACCUGUCCACAAAAUAGUUUCCGUUGUCCUAACCACCGAUGCAUUCCUGCUACUUGGUACUGUGAUGGUGACGACGAUUGUGGUGAUGGAGCUGAUGAACCACCAGAGUACUGUCGUUCAGAAGGUCGCACAUGCUUUGGUGAUUUGUUCACUUGUGAUAAUGGAAACUGUAUACCGAGAAUUUACAUUUGCGAUGGAGAUAAUGACUGUUUGGAUAAUAGUGACGAAGAUUCAAGGCAUCAAUGUAAUGAACGAAAAUGUGAUCCUGAAACAGAAUACACCUGCGAGGAAAACAGAUUUUGGAAUAGAGCUCAAUGUAUUCCUAAGAAAUGGUUAUGUGACGGUGAUCCUGAUUGUAUUGAUGGAGCAGAUGAAAAUUCAACCAUACAUCACUGUUCAACUCCGACACCGUGUACAGAAGAUCAAUUCCAAUGUAACAAUGGCCGAUGCAUUAAUGAAGGGUGGGUUUGUGAUCACGAUAAUGACUGUGGAGAUGGGUCUGACGAAGGCAAGCAAUGUAACACGCAAUACAAGAGCUGCACAGACCAGGAAUUCCGGUGCCAGAAUUUCAAAUGUAUCAGGAACCAUUUCAGAUGUGAUGGUGAAGAUGAUUGCGGUGAUCAUUCAGAUGAAGUAGGAUGUGUUAAAGAAAAUAAGACAUGCCCCACUGGUCAAUUCAAAUGUAAUAACGACCAAUGCAUUGACAAUAGAUUAGUUUGCAAUAAAGUGUCUGACUGUACAGAUGAUUCAGAUGAGCCAGCGCAUUGUAAUGUCGAUGAGUGUGCUAAAUUAGAAAUACAUCAAUGUGGCCAUAAAUGUAUUGAUACUCUAACUGGAUACUAUUGCGAUUGUAAUCAAGGUUAUAAACUAUUAGCUGAUGGAAAAGCCUGUGCAGAUAUCGAUGAAUGUAUAGAGACGCCAGGUGUAUGUUCGCAAUAUUGUUCCAACACUCCAGGAUCUUACUAUUGUAAGUGUAAUGACCAAUACUAUGAAAGGGAAGCCGAUGAACAUACAUGCAAGAGAAAAGAUAACACAACCGCAUGGGUCAUAUUUACAAAUAAAUACUAUGUAAGAAAUAUGUCGACGGAUGCAUCAUUGUAUAAUUUAGUUCACCAAGACCUUAUGAACGUAGUUGCCAUAGAUUUUGACGUCAAAGAACAACAAAUUUAUUUCGCAGAUGUAUCUGCUAAAACUAUAUACAGAUCAGAUUAUUCCGAUCCCAAUCCCAAUAAAGAAGUCGUAAUAAGGCACGAUUCUCAUGGCCUGGAAGGUAUAGCUGUCGACUGGAUAGGAAGGAAGUUGUACUGGCUAGAUAGACAUUCAAAGAAUUUAGAUGUCGCAGAAUUGGACGGUACUAGAAGAAAAACUUUGAGAACUGGAAUUGCUGAUCCUAGAGCUAUUGUUGUCCACCCAGGUACUGGUUACUUAUAUUUCACAUCGUGGCAUUUACAGGCAUACAUAGGAAAAUUGGGUAUGGAUGGAUCCAACUUUACUGCUAUCUUAAACUGGGAAGACGAUAUCGCAUGGCCUAAUGCGUUAACGGUUGAUUAUUUCACUGACAGAAUAUAUUGGGCCGACGCUCACUUAGAUUAUAUCGGAUCUGCUGAUUUAGAAGGUCGUCACAGACAUGUUGUAUUAUCCGGUACCAAAGUGCCACAUGUGUUUGCAUUAAGUCUCUUCGACGACGAAAUCUAUUGGACUGAUUGGAACCUGAAAGCAAUUAGCAAAGCGAAUAAGCACUCUGGUGAAAACUUAGUAACGCUUAGAAACACGACUCAUCGACCAUACGAUAUUCACGUUGUACAUCCAUUAAGACAGCUUCCUUACACGAAUCCUUGCGGUACCAACAACGGAGGAUGUUCGCAUCUGUGCUUAUUAGCCCCACCCCACGAAUCUAGCUAUUUGAACAUUGAAGGGUAUGGUGAAGAAGGUGCAACGACUUAUAAAUGCGCUUGUCCGAACCAGUUCUACUUAUCGAGAGACAUGAAAACAUGUAUAGCUAACUGUACAGAUGGCCAACAUAGGUGUAAUGGUCGCGAUGAAAAAUGCAUACCAUGGUUCUGGAAGUGCGAUGGCGAGAAAGACUGUAUGGACGGAUCCGACGAACCAGAUACCUGUCCUGUUAGACAUUGCAGAGCUGGUUCCUUCCAAUGUAAGAAUACUAACUGCACUCCGGCUGCUACUAUUUGUGAUGGUACAGAUGAUUGUGGAGAUGGCAGUGACGAAGCACAGUGCGCACAUGAAUGUCCACAACUUGAAUUCAAGUGUAAAAGCAGUGGAAGAUGUAUAUUAGAAAGUUGGAAAUGUGAUGGAGACACUGACUGUAAAGAUAACAGUGAUGAAGACCCAGCUAUGUGUCACAACCGGCCGUGUAAUCCAGAUACUGAAUUCUCUUGCAAGAAUGGACGUUGUAUACCUAAAUUAUGGAUGUGCGAUUUCGAUAAUGAUUGUGGCGAUGAUUCUGACGAGCCAGCAUACAUGUGCCGACAGAAGAACUGUACUACUGGAUGGAGAAGAUGUCCUGGCCACUCUAAUUAUAGGUGCAUACCGAAAUGGUUGUUCUGUGAUGGUAAAGAUGAUUGCAGAGACGGUUCCGAUGAGUUGCCAGAAAAUUGUCCAUCGUGCGUAGGUAAAACUGACUUCACGUGUGAAAACAAGCGGUGUAUUCCAAAACAAUGGCUAUGUGACUUCACCGAUGACUGUGGAGAUGGUAGUGAUGAAGCAGAAUCUGUCUGUCAGCAUAAUUACAGAGAAUGUUCGGAAUCUGAAUUCAAAUGUGGUAAUGGCAAGUGUAUAUCGUCAAGAUGGCGCUGUGAUCAUGAAGACGACUGCGGAGACAACACUGAUGAAAUGGAAUGCGGAGGGUUCAAAUGCAAGAACGGAACAUUCCAAUGUAAAUCCGGACAUUGUAUUGCCGCAUACUUCCGUUGCGAUGGCGACAGGGAUUGUAGAGAUUUAUCUGAUGAAAUUGGAUGUCCACCAAGAUUCCCUGGCGGCCGAUACUGUCCUGAGAGCAGAUUCCAGUGUGGCAAUAACCUGUGCGUGUCGCAGUCAGAUUUAUGUGACGGAACAGACGAUUGUGGCGAUGGAUCAGACGAAGCUCCGAGCAUUUGUACCAACUUCAAUUGCGAUACACUCAGACGCUUCCAUUGCGAUAAUCACCGUUGUGUAGCAAGGUAUCAAGUAUGCGACGGAAUAGACAAUUGUGGAGAUGGUUCGGACGAGAAUAACAUGACAUUGUGCGCUGCUCGAGCGAGACCCUGUGAUCCGAUAACGCAGUUCCAGUGCGCCAACAAGAACUGCGUGCCGCGCACUGUUAUGUGUGACCAUAACGAUAAUUGUGGUGAUGCGUCUGACGAGCGAGGUUGCCACUUCGCUUCUGGCUGCUCAGUGCAAGACAAAGGCGGUUGCGAGCACCUAUGCACGAACCUAACAGCCGUCGAGGGUUCGGAAGGUCUGUGGGCGGGCGGCUACAUCUGCACGUGCUUCCCGGGCUGGAUCAUCUCGCCGGCGGACAGCAAGCGCUGCGUCGACGUGGACGAGUGCGCCAACGGCUCGCACCACUGCUCGCAUAUCUGUACCAACCUUAAUGGUAGUUAUUCGUGCUCUUGCCGCGAUGGUUUUAGAUUGGCCGAUAACCUAUCCGGAGUUUGUAAAGCAUUGGAAGAUGAAUUGGUGUUGAUGUUUGCAAACGGUCCGGAGAUCCGCGCUUUCGUACAAGACAAGAAUGAAGAAUUUGAUAUCAUCACGUCUGAAAAGAGAAUAGAAGCCAUCGACUACGAUCCUAAACAAGAGAUGGUGUUCUGGGCGGACAGCUACGAUAGAACCAUCAAACGGUCAUACAUGAUUAAUGCUCUGAACGGACAAGUAAAGAGCGGUUUUGCUCAAGAUUUGAAGGGUAAAGGAAACGCUAAACCGACAGGAAUAGCUGUGGACUAUGUUGGAGGAAACCUCUACUGGACUGAAACAGAUAGAACUGGAUCGAAACCUAAAGGCAGAGUGAUGGUAGCAAGGAAUGAUGGCCGUUAUAGACGCGCUCUUGUAUCUGCUGGCAUUGAAAACCCGACAUCGUUAGUACUAGACCCACAAAUGGGUAAAAUGUUCUGGGCCGAUGCUGGUUCCGCACCUAAAAUAGAAACAGCGUGGAUGGAUGGUUCGAAACGACGACCAGUUGUUACUGAAAACAUAAGACAUCCUACCGGUUUAGCUAUCGAUUAUGCGAUGGACCACACUAUUUACUGGGCGGAUACAAAACUAAAUACAAUAGAAAUGAUGAGACACGAUGGUACGAACAGAAAGGUGGUUUUGAAGGGAGACUUCCUGAAACAUCCUUUGUCUUUGGAUGUAUUUGAAUCAUCGCUAUAUUGGGUCACCAGGGACACGGGAGAACUUGUCCGACAGGAUAAGUUUGGAAGAGGAGUGCCAUUCGUUAUAUCCAAAGAUCUAGUCAAUCCAUCAGCUGUUAAAGUGUACCACCGGCAACGCUACAACACAUCACUAGCGGGCCGCGCGGACUGCAGCCGCGCGCCGUGCUCGCACCUGUGCCUGGCCGUGCCCGCCGGCCACCGCUGCGCCUGCCCCGACCAGCAGUACGCGCCCAAGCGGGCCAGCCCCGACGUGCCCUGCGAUGCUGCGGUAGAGCAAGAGCGCGCGCUACCGCUCGCGUGCCCGUGCCAGAACGGCGGCACGUGCCGCGAGACGUCGACCGGCGACGUGGAGUGCGUGUGCCGCGCGGGGCAGCUGGCGCCGCACUGCGCCAGCGCGCAGCCCGCCGGCGGCGCCCGCACCGCGCCCGCGCUGCUCGUGCCGCUGCUGCUGGUGCUGCUGCUGGCCAUCGCGGGGGCCGCCGCCUGGUUCGUUAUUAGGAAGCGCCCGUUCGGCAAAGUGAGCGGCCUUAGCAGCCUAGCGUCCUCCCAGAGCGUGUCCUUCCGUCCCGGCUCCAACGUGGAGCUCGGCGGGGUGGGGGCAGUCGCGGGAGCAGGGGGCACUGGCGCGGGGGCAGCGGGGGCAGAUGCCUACUCGCUGGAGCCGCGCAAGGGCAGGGACUUUACCAACCCGAUGUAUGACGCGGUGACGCGGGCUGCGCUGCCCGAGCCGGAACCGUUACCGGGCAUAUACGAGGUACCUGAGGAACUGAAGGAAAAGGUUGUGUCGGCGGUUAUCUCGCCCUCAUCGACGGAGACGCGCGGGGGCCCCGGCAAGAGGCCCCGCGCGCUGGACCCGGCCGCCGACACGGGCGCCGACACGCAGCAGCUUGUACGUGAGGACAAAGACUGCUAGCGGGGGGCGGCGCGCGGGGCCUCCCCCCGGCGGGGGCCCCGCGCCGCCCGAGCGCUCCUACUGAAGCUGCGCAACUGGAGGCCCCGCCGCCAACGCGCACACACCGUAUUUUACUGAGACAUCUUAAAAAGAUUCACUGACAAAAACAUUUUAUAAUAUAUUUUGAAUAAAUAUUUUGUGUGACUGAAUUCAUAUCGACAGUGGAUAAUGUUUUAAACGUUAAUUUUUGUCGGUGAAAUCAAAUAUUGUUUCAGAUUCAUUAACAGAAUAUUUGUUUUUAUGAUCGGCUCUUAUUUAUUUUUUUUCAAAAAUUUCCAUGAAAUAGCUGAUUUAAAGACGCUCAUUUUGUUGAUGAGUCUGAAGUGCGUCCUAGCUCCACUAUUAAUUUGUAAACUUAAGUAAAUGGUGUUAGCUAGAUUCUUAGUGUUGUAAUAUUUGACGAUAUUUUGCGAAUCGCAUCGUUUCACUCGUUUCGGAGAUGCGAAUAGUGGACCUAGUGAAGUAUUGACCGCUAAUGGAGUCGAUCGUUGAAUCGACUGAAUAUACAAAGUAUGAAAACUUACUUAUACCUUUGUUGUAACUUUCCAUAUAUUUUAUUGACUGUUUUUAUUCUUUCUUCCCUUCUGUUAUCGCGUUUCUUUCCUGAUCAACGAGGCCGUACUUACGUGUCAUUCCUUCUAUGUGAAAUAAAUCAUAUCAACGAGUGAUAAUUGCUAGGUGUACUUUAUUAUUAGUGUAUAACGUUCUAACAUUCCAAAAUCAGUAUAGACUUAAUAAUUCCUAACGUAUGUAUAAAUGAAAGGUAUAUAUUAUAAGUAAAUGUUUUUAGUACAUAAAGUUCAGUUGGAUAUCGGCCCGACUCGGGCUCGGAUUCGUUUGACAAUAAGACGUAACUAUUUAGAAAAUUAUUUAUUUAUUUCGUUUUAAGACUAUGUAAAAUAUAGCAAUGUUGUGUUUUAUAAUUGUCUAUUGAAUGUAAAGUUUUGUGGGAUCACUGAGGGUUGCCAUACAAAGUGUGAGAUAUUUCUGUUGUUGUAAUUUUUAAACUUUAUGUCAAUUUUUUUAGAAAGGCUAUAAAUUGUAAAUAUGCAUACAGUGUUGUGAUGUACAUUAUAAAUGAACGAAAUUUUUAUCACCUGUUUAUGAUGUAUAAAUAUGUACUAUUACUUGUAGGCAGAUAAUGAUGAAACAUCACAAUUUUAUUAUGUUAGAAGCGACCACAGGACACAAUAAAAAUAAAAUAUUAUUAUACAUAAAUGUAAAAAGUUACAAAUCUGUCAAUAUAAUAUUUAAGGAGAUGAAAUAUUUUUGUAUUGGGAUUAUUAUUAUAUAGAUUAUACUUAGAUGUCAUUGACUAUAGUCGAGUUGUGUAAAAAUUAAAUUAAAUGAAAUGAAUUUUA